Messenger RNA from Chelonoidis abingdonii (Abingdon island giant tortoise), 479 nucleotides. RefSeq names its product SAYSVFN motif domain containing 1 (gene SAYSD1). The record is from RefSeq and is a predicted model, not a curated record. NCBI's taxonomy places the organism in Eukaryota, Metazoa, Chordata, Testudines, Testudinidae.
AUGGAGCAGAGGCUGGCGCAGUUCCGAGCCGCGCGCCGCGCCCCCCAGCCCACGGCGGCCCCGGCGAGCGAGCAGCGCGCGGGGCCGGAAACAGGCCUCGGCCCGCGGGACCGCCCCGCCCAGGAGGAGACGCGCAGGCCGGGACCCCCGCAGGAUGUGGCCGCCGGUGCCCCCGCCCCGUGGGGCGCCCGGGCUCUCCUGACCCACGUGGCCUUGCUGAAGUUCCUGCUCUGGCUGGUGCUGCUGGGGCUCGCCGCGGAGCUGCAGUUCGGGCUGCCCUGCUUCGUCCUGUCGCUGUUCUACUGGCUCCACGCCGGCAUGCGCGGCCCCGGCGAGAGGCGGCCGGGGGAGCGAAGCGCCUACUCCGUCUUCAACCCGGGCUGCCAGGCCAUCCAGGGCACGCUCACCGCGGAGCAGCUGGAGCGCGAGUUACACUACGGCCCCGCCGCCGGGCGGUAGCGGCUGCGCCAGGGCACUGU